UAUGUGGCGGCGGGGGAGAAGGUGGAGUGUUUGUGAAGCAUCUCUAUGAGUGCAACGGCGAGACUAAAGCUGCCUGAGCCAUCGGGUUGUCGCUGCCUGUCGGGGAGAGGCCGCCACCGAAGUCACAUGUAGUGGUGGAGGGAGUUGUUGCCGGAACAUGAGGCCGCGGCAGCGGCACACACACAGUUGCAGUCUAUUGUGAAUUAGGAAAGUUGACCUGCUUCCUUUUUCCUAUGAAAGCAGUUUGUCAGUAGAACAGAAAAUGCUCCCAGGAGUUGGCGUGUUUGGGACAGGGAGCACCGCACGGGUUUUGGUCCCACUGUUGCGUGCUGAAGGCUUCACCAUCGAGGCACUGUGGGGAAGAACGGAGGAAGAAGCUAAGCAGCUAGCCGAGGAAAUGAACAUUUCCUUCUACACAAGCCGGACUGACGAUGUUUUGCUCCACCAGGAUGUGGAUCUGAUCUGUAUCAAUAUUCCUCCACCUCUCACAUGUCAGAUUGCUGCCAAGGCAUUAGGUAUUGGAAAGAACGUGAUCUGUGAGAAAGCUGCUACUUCAGCAGAUGCCUUCAAAAUGGUGAAAGCAGCUCGUUACUAUCCUAAGCUGAUGAGUAUUGUUGAUAAUGUCCUUCGGUUCCUGCCAGCAUUUAUCAAAAUGAAACAACUAAUUGAAGAAGGCUACAUUGGUAAUGUCAUGAUCUGUGAUGUACGGGUUUAUUGGGGCAGUCUUCUCAGCAGUAAGUACAAUUGGAUUUGCGAUGAGCUGAUGGGUGGAGGUGGGCUUCACACAAUGGGCACCUACAUUGUGGACCUUUUGACUCACUUGACCAAUAAGAGAGCUGAGAAGGUCCAUGGUCUCUUGAAAACCUUUGUCAAGCAAAAUGACAACAUCCAUGGGAUUCGGCAUGUUACCAGUGAUGAUUUCUGCUUCUUCCAGAUGUUAAUGAAUGGAGGUGUAUGUAGCACAGUUACACUCAACUUUAAUAUGCCCGGCCCAUUUAUUCAUGAAGUCAUGGUUGUGGGGUCUGCAGGACGUUUGGUUGCUCGUGGCACAGAUCUGUAUGGCCAGAGAAACACCACCUUCAAAGAGGAACUGCUGUUUGCUGACACCAUGUUGGUAAAUGCAGUUGGUGUGCUGGAGAAAGCAUUUGGUGAUAUUCCCCUCUUGUAUUUGAAAGGCAUUGUUUACAUGGUGCAAGCCUUGAGUAAGUCCUUUAAAGAUCAGGAGGAUCGGCGCACUUGGGCUCACAAGCCAGUUUCAAUGGCUGCUUCAUUUGAAGAUGGUCUUUAUAUGCAAAGCGUUGUGGAUGCUAUUAAGAGAUCCAGCAGAUCUGGAGAAUGGGAAGUCAUUGCUGUGAUAGCAGAAGAACCUGACUCCAAUCAGAAUUUAUGUGAUGCCUUGCAACGUAAUAAUCUAUAAUAAACAGUGCAGUGUUGUAAUACAGGGAACAGUUCCAUCAAGAUCGAUUCAAAUUAAUCUUGUUUUGGGGUAUCAAAAGUUGUUUUUUAAAUGGUGUUGUGCUGUUACUGUGUGCAUUUUUAUUUGUUGAUUGCUGCUCUUGUUUCCAAAUUUUGUGUGAAAUCACCAUAUUCUGCUUUUUUAAACAUUCUAAUUUUUGAUCUCCUUUCAACCUGACAUCAUUUAACAUUGGUUGACGUUCAAAGAAUGAAAACUUCCAGAUUCCUAACUUCUCAAUGUAGAUAUUAUGUAUUCAACACUGCAAGAUCAAAAUUUACUCUGGGGCAAAAAAUUUUAAAAAUCAAACGAGGGUUCCAGUGGUAAGAUGACACAAUUGUAGCUGAUUGUAUAUUAUGCAUUUACCUAUUUCAGUGUUGUUUGAUUGCAUGCAUUUUAGUUUGUUAUUCCAAGACAAACACAGCAUCAAGUUGCAAACUUUCUUGUUCUCAUCGUUGAAAUUGCAUAAAUAAUUAAUGUUAUGCUGAACAUAGCUCCUCGUUACAAAUGCAAGUUUGCUGAGACUGAAUGAUUCUCUCUGGUUCACAGACAAAAUUGAUCCUGACCUUGGCAUCAGCAUGUGAUGUCUCUGGUGUAGAGCUUCCUUUAAGGAUAUCUGUUAAUUAUAUUUUUAAGAGAUACUGAGUUCUCUCUCCAAUUACUUUGGUUAGUUGGGUUAGCAUAUUCAGAGAUUUUAACAUUCUUCUGGCAUGAAAUACUUAAAAUCACUCGGCCUUACACUAAAUUUUGAUAAGUGAAGUAGGACUCGGAAGGUAUGCAGUCAUUCAUAGGGCUACUUUAAGGGAUGGGGAAGGGUGAAAGGUUGAAGCUGAUACUGGCAUCUGUACACCAUUCCUAUCUUUAGUGAGAUGCAAACCAGAUUUCCAAACACUAAUCUGUCUGUUUGAUAGCAAUUUUUUUCUCUUCUACUGUGAUCAUCUCAUAACAGAACAUUCUUUAAUAUUUUAGCAAUUACAAAAACUAUUGUUAAAUGUUUACAAACUGAUGUUUCUGUUCAGAUUUUUAUUUUGUGAAGCUGGCUGCUGAUAGGACUGCAAGUAAAAUAAAUAAUGAGCAGCAGAUUGCAUAUAUAAAUAGAUUUAUUUCUAAACGUAAGAGAUUGGUUUAUGAAAGCCUCAUUAGAAUUGGGUGCUACAGGGUGUAGCAUUCUCAUUCAACGAUUCAGAAUGUAUAUCCUGUAUUCAAUUUGCAUUGCAAAAAUGGCUGGAAUGUUUUUGUAAUGUGAUUUUUUUUCUUCCCCACUUUGUUAAAUAGAAAAUUAGUAAGUACGAUUUGUUUUAUGGACCUGCAGGUCUUACCUUUUAAAUCCAAGUUGUACAAUAUUUUUGGCAUAGUUUUAAGAGAAAUUAAAUUUAGUUUUCCAAACUUUGUAUAUGUUGAUUACAUAUUUAUUAUGGUAUUAAGUGACUUUUAUUAAAUCAUGUUUGUUUGGCAGGACUUUUCAAGGUGGGGAGUGAAUUGGUGUUCAAGCAUACAGCUAGGUUGCUUAAUUGAAUAGGUGCAGAGAAUAGGUUACCUAUAGAUAUUUAUUUUUGUUUAAAAAUUCAGAUGUGGUUAUUUAUAUUAAGGUUUUUUGAAUUUAUAGGGGCUCAGAUUAAACUUGAUUUCCUAUGUGAAAUGCUUAAAAGUUUAUUUAACAAUUUUGCUAAUGUAUUUGUAGUAACUUCGUAAUAUAUAGGUUUGGGGAAAUAGGUUGGUGUCCAUAUGUCAUUAAUGUUUGACUGGUUUUAUAUAACAAUGGUUUGUAAUCAAUAAUAUAGUUAUGGAUUCAAAACUGUUCAUUGGAUCCAUUGGUUGUGUUUAAGCAGAAAACUGAAACACUGACAAAACAAUGUCUGUAUUUGUUUUGAAUGUUCUGUAUCUAGGGAAGACAGCAUGUGCUGUUCUGGGAAAUGUGCCUGUUACAUAUUCUGUCUCUAGUUCGAGUAUUCCAUUAAAAUUUGAAAAUUUC
This is a messenger RNA of Hypanus sabinus (Atlantic stingray), 3425 nucleotides long. Its product is annotated as glucose-fructose oxidoreductase domain-containing protein 2-like. Gene Ontology annotation, cellular component: extracellular matrix. The coding region runs from base 263 to 1417 and encodes 384 amino acids. Gene Ontology annotation, molecular function: nucleotide binding. Gene Ontology annotation, biological process: extracellular matrix organization. Lineage: Eukaryota; Metazoa; Chordata; Chondrichthyes; Myliobatiformes; Dasyatidae. The transcript has 3 exons. The record is from RefSeq and is a predicted model, not a curated record.